Messenger RNA from Crotalus tigris (Tiger rattlesnake), 1055 nucleotides. It is a transcript of the gene POLR2F, whose product is annotated as RNA polymerase II, I and III subunit F. Gene Ontology annotation, molecular function: DNA binding; DNA-directed RNA polymerase activity. The record is from RefSeq and is a predicted model, not a curated record. Gene Ontology annotation, biological process: DNA-templated transcription. Bases 141 to 476 code for a protein of 111 amino acids. Gene Ontology annotation, cellular component: RNA polymerase I complex; nucleus; RNA polymerase III complex. Lineage: Eukaryota; Metazoa; Chordata; Lepidosauria; Squamata; Viperidae. The transcript has 5 exons.
GGAAGUGUGUGGGUUUGUUUUCUUUCCCGUGCUCGCCGGUGAGGAUAUUCCCGGGUUCUUCACGUCUCCCGUGAGGUCGCUUGGUUUGUGGUGGGAAUUGUGAUCGGGAGAGUCUGUUCUGAACGAGGGAAGGCCUCAACAUGUCGGACAACGAGGAUAAUUUCGAUGGAGAUGAUUUUGAUGAUGUGGAAGAAGAUGAAGGACUUGAUGAUCUAGAAAAUGUUGAGGAGGAGGGUCAGGAAAAUGUGGAAAUCUUGCCAUCUGGAGAGCGACAACAGGCAAAUCAGAAGCGGAUCACUACUCCUUACAUGACCAAAUAUGAACGGGCCAGAGUUCUUGGUACCCGUGCCCUCCAGAUAGCGAUGUGUGCUCCAGUAAUGGUAGAGCUUGAAGGAGAAAGAGAUCCCUUGCUGAUUGCAAUGAAAGAACUGAAAUGUGGAGUUUUGGGAGAAAAACUAAUGCUAACUAGACUCUGAAGAAACAUUCCUGCUGGAAUAUCCAGAUUUGCUCCCAAUGUAAACUGUGGCAAAAUUCUUUUAUAAUUCUACUUUAGACUUAUCCCAGAUCUGAGCUGAUUUUUCCAGUGAGCUUGUGGAAUUAGGGCAAAGGCUGCAGACAGUCCUAGGACUUCAGCUUACCUAUUCUUGUCCCCCCCUCCCCCCGUUGCCAUUUUAUAUAUACGUUAACACUGAUAUAUGCAAAUGAAAUUUAUAUUUGGAAAUAUAAAUGAUUUUUUUUAAAAAAAGGAGUAGUUUCAGAAAUAAUGUGAAAUGGAAGUUAACAGAAUACAACAACUGUCAACCAACAAAGGCACUGAAACCACAAGGAAUCUGUCGUGUUUGCUGACAGCAACUAUGCCAAUAAUAGGUUAAUCUGCAGAGUUAUAACUUACAAAUCUCCUUGGCCUCCCCACUCCCUCUGGCGUUUAAUCACGUUUGUGUGAUGAAAUUUCAGUAAUGAAAUGUUUCUUUGUGUGAUCAUUUUGGCAUCCACAAUGGAGCGCAGGUGUUGUUCCCCUGGUCCUCUUUUUAAAAAAAAAAAAAAAAAAAAAAAAA